AUAGACAGCCCAAGCAGAAUAUUCAUCAUUCAGUGGACAAAGAAGACAAACCUUCAAAAUAAUCAAAAUUUCAACGGUGUUAUAAGCCAGAUGAGGAAAUCAGCACCCAAAGUGAGAGUGAUGGAAUCAUUAAAUUAAGACUGAAAUCUAGUUGUGAAAAAGAUAAACAAUGAGCACUCCAGAGAAGCAGUCAAGUGUGGAAAUCACGUUGGAGGAUGAACACCACAAGAGGGCGCCAAUCUCUCUAUCUAGUACAAAGGAUGAGAAACCUAAAGCGUUUCUGACCCAAUCACGGACUGGGUCUGGAUCUAAGUAUAGUCAAUCUGAAACCUACAGUAUCGGAUUGUCAACGACCUUAGAUGGCAAGGUACAGAACAGAGGCAGACUGGCACCGAAUAAACCUGGCUAUGACAGAUCUGGCGCAGGAAGUCGUUCGGACAGUGCUGAAGGGGAUUCUGGGAUUGAUGAGGAGAGUCCCAGAUUCAAUCAACAAGAAGCAUUAGAUAAGGUCUACCCUCUCCCAGAUGGCUGGCCACGCCUCCAGGAUAAACUCUUUACGCGGAGGGCACUUUUCUUCCGCAAGCCGAUGUCGCCGAGCAUUGCCAAAGCUGCUGAGCAGCUGCGGCUCCUGCAGGAUCGCAUCGAGGCCUGGAGCCGGGAGGUGGAGCUGGAUAUACUUAGCAGGAGAUCAUCUCUGGUCUCUGCUGUAAGUGUAAAGCCUCCAGUAGGACAACCAUCUUCAAGGGGUGCAGGAGAUGUAAGCACAAGACAGACACCGGCAGAGGGCAAAGUCCGCAAGCAGCUUCGGUUCGCAACUAACACUGAUCGUACAGGGAGCAGUAUGUCAUCCAUGACGUCUAGUCAGUAUACUACCCCAGCCCCUCCUCACGGUACACCGGGCGGUGCAUCUUCAGCUGAUCUCACUGUGCAAGGCAUAGGAACCAUAAUAUCUGAUUUGGAGAGCUUAGCGGACAUUCCUGAGGAGUCUGUCCCUCACCUCGGGGCGGAGGAGGUCAUCGAUGAGGUCGUGACCUUGUUAGGUCGGCUGGAGACGGACCGAGGAGAUACAGAUGAUUUGUUUAAGAAGGAACAGGUUCGUGUGGGAUGGCUUCAAGGAAAGAUUGAUCGGAUCUCACGGAAAAGAAUGUAUGAGCUGCCAAGGGUUAUUCAACAAGAGCAUGAGGCUUGUGCUACAGAUAUAGCCGAGCUGAAGUGGCAUAAUGCCUAUAGAGGGCGCCAAAAGGACCGCAUCCAGAAUCAAGUAGAGAAUGCAGAGAUGUUAAAUUCAAGAUUGAAGGAGGAUAUCGCUUUUGUGGAAAAGCAUUGCCCUCUGGUAGAGGAGAAGUUAGAGCUAGAGAGAGGAGCUAUGAAGAGGAUAGAUGAAGCACAAGAACAAACUGAAGCAGAACUGAACAAGACCAAUGAGAAGCUGAAGCGGACAGAGAACAAGUCUGCUGAAGCUAUAGGGAAAGCAGAUAAAGAAAGGGAACAUAUCAAGAAAGAAUUAGAAUCAGUCAGGGAGACUUUAGAAGAAAUUAACCAUGAUUUAGAAGCUGCCAAGGUUUUAUUCCAAUCCUACACCAGUCAAUGUUCUGAUCUAAGAGACAAGAUUAAAACCUCAGAGCAUGAGAAGGUCUUACUUCAUACAAGAGAAGAGAACUCGAGGAAAGCUGAAAAGCUUCAGGCCGUGAAGAUCAAACAAGUCCAGGAUCGCAUCAUUGAGGCCGAGUUUGAGCAUCGUAAGCUAGCCGAUAAUAGCGUCUCACUCAGUACUACAAUUGAAACACUGAGGAAAGAUCACAAGGAGUUGGUGGCACGUCAAGAAGAGUUAGCUAAAGACCUUUUAGCGACGUUGAGAUCAAAGGAAGAAGGAUGUAGGGAGAUGACUAUGACUCUUGAUGAUAUGGAUUCUAAGAUCAGGAAAUGUAAGAAACAGAAGACAUCAGAUGCUAAGAACACAGAGCGUAUCAAGCGUGAGAUGGGGAAGGUUGAGACCCAGCUAGCGGUGGUGGAUGAAGAAUACCAGAAGAUAAAGGUCAUCAAUGUAGCUGUUAGGAAUAAACUCACAGGAGAGGAAGAUAAGGCGAGAGCUAUGGAAGACUCAUUACAGAGUACAGUGGACAGUCUGAAGAAACAACUGAGAGAAGAGACUCACAACAGGACAGUCCUUCAAGCUCGUAUUACAGCGGAUACUACGGAUCUAGCUAAGAGACAGGUUGAGGCUAAGAAGAAGAAAGCUAAGGUGACCCAGAAGGCUAAUGAGAUAGAUGAAAUCGUUGCCAGGGUUCUUGCCGAAACUAAGAUCUUGAGAGAAAAGAGAGCCAGCAGACAAAAGGCAAUCAACAAGAUUCAGGAUAGAAUGGAAAGCAUGAAACGAGAGGAAGAAGAACUCAAAACUCAAACCAUCGACAAAAAAGCCGAAUUAGAACCUAAAUUGAAGAACCUCUUGUCAAAUGAUGAGAAGGAGGAAAUAUUAAAUCGUCAACGUCGCCUGGAUCAUAUGGCUUACAGGACGGACCUGAUCAACAAGAAGUUAGGUGAAAUGGCUCAGAGUGAGGGCUUUAUGGAUAGAGUCAUCAAAAACACAAGUGAAGAGAUUGAAGAAAUGAGUGCGGAUGUAGAAGAGAUGACCAUUCAGCUGGAGACCGGUCAGAAGCAGCAGAAAGAGCUUCAGACGUCGUUAGAUCAGGUGACCGGUAGAAUGGGAGAUAGAGACACCACUCAUCUUGAACAUAUGGCGGCUAGGAGAGUUAUACUAGAAGAUCUAGUGGCUCAACUAAGGGCAGGUCUUGACACUAAUGGAACCUUGGCCCAUGAAUACCGGGAACUCCAACAACACUACUACAAGAUCAAAGAAGAGAGUAUGAACCUAUUAGAGAAGAGAACUGGUCUGGAGAUGAGCCUCAAGGAUCACAGACAGCUGAACAGUCUUCAAAUCCGACUCCACCACGCCCUCUCCCAUUAUUUCUUCAUCCGAGGGUUGUACAAUCACAACGAGCUUGCAAGGUUUGAAGAGAUGUCUGCUGAGAAUGAGAUGAAGAUUGGAGAGCUUCAAGAAGAUAUGAUAGCAGCUAUACAAACCAUCAGUGGCUUCUUGAAUGAACAGGUUGAUGGUACAGCAGCUAGACUAGUAACAGCUGCAGCCAGCACAGUUCUUAUGGACGGCACUGAGAAGGGUCUCGGCGUGACUCCAGAGGGUGCCCUAACAGGAACUAUGACGAGAGCUGGUAGCAUGGGAGAUAAUCUUAAGAUGCCGCUGCCUAAGAUUAUAAAGACUCCUGAGGCAAUUAAGACUAACUGAUCAUCCAGGGGGUGAAUUCAUAAAUCUGUUUUUGAACAACUUUAGGUGUGAUUGGAAUAGGAAGCGCCAAGCCAUUAGUCAAACAUUUCUUUCUUUUUUUCUUUAAUUUUGACUAUUGGUGACAGAUAUUUGAUUCUUAUAAUUUUCAUUAAAAUUUGAAAAAUCAUUCUUUGCCUCAGCGAUAUGUGUUGACAGUGUUUUACAUCAGCAAUUUUCAACUUUGCGGCAAUUGCGUAAAAUCAUCAGUCUUUUUGUAUGUCUUGUAUAUCCCACCACUAUUUUGACCUGUUCACACUUGGAUCUACCCAAGCCAUGUCAAGUUACGAGCAUAACAACCUUUCAUACAAAUUAGAAAAGUGUGAAAAAAUCAAUUUUGAAUAUCACUCAUGUGCGGGGCUGGAGAAACAUAUUUUAUUGAAUUUUCCUGUUAUUGGCUAACAUGAAUAAAAAUAAAAGAAAGACAUAGGGGCUUCAUUACAUACUAUAGCGUGCAUAACUUCAAGAUAAUUUAUGAGCCUGUUCCUUUGAAAUCCUUUGAUAUGAUGUUGCUCUUUUGAUAGUAAGAAAGGGGAUGUUGGUGAUAUGCUGCAGGGACAGUCUUUUUUUUUCUGAAAAAUGUAGCAAUUCCUACUUUUCACUCUAUUUUAAGUUUCAGUAAACAGCUUUCUUUGUAAAUAAAGUAUUCUUACUUUUCAUCAAUUUAUCCCUGCUUCUGACCUUUCCUUCCUUCCUGGUUUUCUCCCUCCAUUUAACACAUUGAUUAUCAUAGUAGAAACAAGGUAUGUAGAUAGUUGUGGCUACAUGUAGGUUCUUAACCUGGAGCAACAAUUUUCAAUCGACACAUGAAUUUUAUAGAUGAAAAAUAAGGCUCGAAAAUAUGACCCAAAUUGAGAAAGAAUUGUCAAAGAUUUUGAAAAAAAGAAUAGAGAUUGCUUCGCCCCAAUACACAAAGCUUUGCAAUUGAUCAUAGGAUAUUCCUUUGAUUGACUACAUUGACCACAAUGCAGAAUUAAUCACUAAAUCAAUUAUAUGAUCAAUCGUUAAAUUGUGUCAUGGAGUCAGAUGAAUAGAUCUCAUGCAAGAAGCUUAAUGUCAGAAAUAUUUAUCUCAUUAACCUUGUACAUACAUUAUUAGAACUGUGACUAUUGUCUUUUUUCAUGAUAAUUAUAUUUUACCAGGUCUUUCAUAAAAUAAGUGGUAUUAUAGGAUACAUAUGUUCUCAAAUCUAUUUGUCAGUGGAAAUAAUAUGAAGCGCUUAAAAACAUUUGUAUUAAACACUGUAUAAAAGUUUGGUAAUAUUUAUUGUUAAUUAUCAUUUGUAAACUUGUGAUCAGUUGCAGUUUGUGAUAUAUAUAAAUGUCAUAUAUGUCAAGAGGAUAAUUAAUUAGAGAGAAUGGAUUGAAUUCUCUUUUCGAUUAGUAAAAAAAAACCUCUUACAUUAGAUAGAAUAUUGAAAUUUUCAAUGCAGCUGUCUGGUUGAUCAAUAUGAUGUCGUGCCUCUUAAAUUCGACUUUUGAACAAAACUUUGCCUCGUAUCCCUUUAUUGACUUGUAUUCACUAUAAACUAUAAUAAAGCAAGGUAGAAAAUGUCACUAUUCAAUAAAUUGGCCAAUAUAGAUUGUGAGAUUUUGGUCAAGUUUGAAGAAAAAAUUUCCUAAGCUUUAAAAUGAUAUGUAGUUUGUCAAAAUUGAUUAACAAAAACCAAGAGUAUUUUUAUACAAGGUAGAAUUUUGGCGAGAUCUUCAAAUAAGAAAAAUAGAUCAGAAGUUUGAGAAUUACACAAGCAUGUGCUAGUAAGGUUAAAGUCUCUAGCAGUCUGGAAAAAAAAAAAUCUUAAAGGAACUCUUUUAUAUCGUUUUGGUUUCAAUUUAAUUUCAAGUAUAUGAAUUAUUACUGUACAAUGUGUAUUGGAGUUCUCUAUGGUGAAAUUUCAGAUCUUUGUGAAAGUAUGUCUAUCUAUGCAUACUCAAUUUAGUAGGUAUAUAUCUAUUCUUGCCAAUGUACAGUGAAAAUGUGUAAAUACAUGUACUCGUGUAGUGUUUCUUGAUUAUAGAAAACUGAAUUAUGCAAAUAUUUAUUGCUGACAAGAUGAUUUCUUCUUGUGAGAACAAUCUCUUCAGAGAGCAUAAAAUUUAUCCAUUUUGUAAUCACAAGGAGCUUACAUGUAUGAGAUACAUUGUAUAAUGUCUUUUGAUAUAUUUUCUUAGAUGAGAACAUGGAGCUAUAAAACACAGCCCCAUGGUGAGAAAAUGGAAUUCUAUAUACAGUCUGUCCCAGAAAAAAAGAAACAUGUAAUUCAGUGUAAUUUUUUGCUAUCCUGAUCAUAAAUUUUCCUCAUGAAAAAAACAUGCAUGGAAAAAUAUGCUUCUCUUUUGUUUUGAAAGGAAUCUCAACGUUCAUAAUGCAUGCAUGACUGAGUUUUUUAUGGGACACAGUGUAGUUUGAAAACUAACGUUGAUAGUUAAAAAUUAUGUAUGUUCUGAAUCCUGUAGCAUGAUAAAUAUAAUCAAUCAUAUAAUUGAUUGUAACUAUAAACCUAUGGUAAUCCAUGUAUAAAUAGUUACAAUCAGUUAUAGCUAUUGGUUGUACCAUACCAUGUAACAGGGUCCAGUAGAUGAAAUUGAUUGUAAACUAUUUAGUCACCUGUAUACGCUUUGUUGCGACUUGUACCAUUUAAUCCUUUAUUGAUAUAUAUUUAAAGGAGAAAAUGUCUAAAUUUGUGAACUUGAACUAAUACUGGUUGCAUUCCAAGUUAACUUUUUGUCAUUAUUAAGUACAAUAUUUCUUGUCAUCUUAUGCAGUCUGAAGGAAAUGUUAACUCUUCCAGGGCUCUGUAACACAAAGUUUAGUAAUCAAUCACUAAAUGCCAAUGACCAAUCAAGAUCGAUGUUGCAUGUGUAUUUUGUACCAAAUGCUUGACAGGAACCAAUCACAAUGGUUCUUUCAUAUUAGUAAUCUAUUGCAUACCUCUGUAUUACGGGGGCCAGGACCCCAUUCAUAUAAACCUUAGUGAUAGAUUGCGGGGCUGCUUCUUUACGAUUGAUCAUACACAAUAAUCAAUGCAAUUAAUUGAAAAAAUCAGCCCCACAAUCGUUUGCAAUCAUUUGUGUUUCAGGGCCCGCUUCUCAAUCCGAUCUAUGCAUCCUGUGUAUGUGAGAUUUCAAUAUGCAAUAAAUAAUUAUCUUAGAAGUGA
This is a messenger RNA of Lytechinus pictus (painted urchin), 6494 nucleotides long. Its product is annotated as coiled-coil domain-containing protein 178-like. Lineage: Eukaryota; Metazoa; Echinodermata; Echinoidea; Temnopleuroida; Toxopneustidae. The record is from RefSeq and is a predicted model, not a curated record. Bases 170 to 3301 code for a protein of 1043 amino acids. The transcript is spliced from 20 exons.